Suillus paluster is the source of this 3648-nucleotide messenger RNA. RefSeq names its product PhoX domain-containing protein. Gene Ontology annotation, molecular function: phosphatidylinositol binding. Lineage: Eukaryota; Fungi; Basidiomycota; Agaricomycetes; Boletales; Suillaceae. Bases 1 to 3648 code for a protein of 1215 amino acids. The transcript has 9 exons. The record is from RefSeq and is a predicted model, not a curated record. Gene Ontology annotation, cellular component: intracellular membrane-bounded organelle.
AUGCACUCACUUAUAAGCGCCAGGUCUGCUUUGGCUGUCGCCUUUCUCGCCAUUGUAUUUCCUGUCGUCGCUCGUGCGUUCUCGUCUCCAAUAUACCUCAUCCUCCUUUCUCCUUUGGUCAUACUUUUCGUGGCGCUCUCGUGUUUCAUCGCCAACAUUCUUGUUGGAGUUGCCUUGGACAACCAGCCAACCCAUAGGAACGCGCUUACAUAUGCAGCUAGGCCCCUUGCCUUCUCAACUCCCGCAGCAUGGCAGGCUGUCCUUACUCGUUCUAACUGGUCUCAGAAAACUCCCCAAUCAUUGUCACCGUUGUGCCCUGACCUGCCUGUUGUGUCGUCUACCCUCAACGACCUCAUGAUUUUCGUCGUACGCGACUUCGUGCUCACCUGGUACAAAGACAUAUCAUCAUCCCCUUCCUUUCCUACGGCAGUUUCUUCGGUGCUUCACGAUUCACUUGAGCGGUUUCUGCAGACAACCGCAACCAUUGACCUUUCUGCUCUCCUAGUAAAACGAAUUUUACCCAAAGUCACUGCGCACAUCGAGCAGUUUCGUCAAUCAGAGGUCACGCUUCGCGGUGCAGCUCUGGAACGCCGCCUUACGCAAUCCGAGGAGUUGGAUAUGUUGUUAGCAAGCAGAUACGCAGGCAGGGGCGGCAAACUGCAUCCUGCAGUGGAGAAUCUGUCUUCCACAUUUACGAAACAGAACGAAGAAAUACACCUCAGGACAAUUGCGGAUCGGUUACUCUCGCAUAUUCUUCCAGAACAAGAAGCUCACAGUAAGGCUACGAGAAUAGUUGUCAGAGAAAUCUUGGCAUGUGCAGUGCUUUAUCCGAUCAUGGAUAUGGUCAGCGAUCCUGAUUUCUGGAAUCGGAUGAUUGAGCAAGUGGCAGGUGCCGCAAUACACCAGCAGAAACUCAUCUCUCAAGUAAGAAAUGUCUUGGAAGCACAAUCGCCCCGCCGGCACAGCCGUGUUCCUUCGACAAUUUCACCUGGAGACACCAUCACGAUUAGAACUGACAUGCGACAAUUUGAGUCGUUCCUCCGGAGUAUCAAUCGCUGUUCGUCACUUCUGGAUGCUCGUCGCCUGAAGAAUGAUAUCAUGGGAGAAAUUCGGAGGACGAGGUUACUUCUUGCUAAUCACGAAAAGGAGGAUUGGAUCAGUGGCGAGAAGACUGAAGACGUAGUGGCUUUCCUUGACAGACUUUAUACUGCCAAGCGGACUGUCGAACAACGCAUAGUAGUUCUGGGUGGCGAAGAUUCAAAAUCUGCUGCCUCGCCAGAGUCUGGUUUGCGGACGCAAGUCGCUCUACGCGACGUCUUGAGCAACCCCACAUCACUCUCUUACCUCAUGGAGUUUAUGGAUCGCCGGCACCGCUCGCUCCUGGUCCAGUUUUGGCUAACAGUGGAAAGCUUCAAAAAUCCAUUGGAGUCAAUAGACUCAAGCUCAUCUGGGGAUGAUGAUGAACCCCUACAGGGUUCUUCAAGCUCCUCAACACUCAACGAGGACAUUUCAAUGACUCAUGAUCUGUACUUCUCUGUCACCCCACCCCAUCCUGCCUUAUCAUCCAUCUCCAAGAAGUACAUCGAUAACAUACGCUCCUACGCACAAAGUGAGAUUAUCCCGGGGCCUUUGGAGGAUAAGAAAGUCCGUCGUAGCGUCAUGUUGGCGCAGAGGCAGGUUCAACAGGCGAUGGAACAAGACUUCGAGGACCUUCAGAGAUCCGAGCUAUGGUUCCGAAUAGUGGAGGAUAUCAAUCGGGCUAGUACUAAAUCGCUGGAACCCCCUGCAGGUCGUACCUCGGUACGUUCGAUGUCACCUCCGCCACUGCCAGUGUCACGUCCUCUUGGUAUUGGAUCUGUCCAUAUCUUCCGCUCCGAAUCUUCUCCUUCCCUAAGCUCUGCAGUUCAGCGCGCAGAAAACUCACGGCCGGUCCCACCCGCUACCUCACGAACCAACAUUGAUGUGCUCAUGUCCCCGGUUUCGGAUACAUCAUCAGACACAUCGAGAGCACCUCUCUUCGAUGAUCCAGAAGAUGCACAGAGCGCAGACGAAGCAGAGAGGAUGAAGGCCAUCCAGGCUGCGCUCACGGAUAUCAUUGCCACCGAGCAACUUCCCCACAGUCUCCUCCCUCGAAGCCAGGAUAGAGGCGGGAAUCUCCACCUCAGCACAGCUUCACUCGGAAACAAGAAGGGUAUCUUUGGCGAUGAGGAGGACGAUAUGAUUGACGAAGAAGAUGACGACAGGGCUGAAGGUUCCGUGGAUACGGAACAAGGAACAUUUCAGCUAGCUGGACCUGGAGAUCUCCAGCUCUCAUACGAGAUUGCACGCCUUGGUGAAAAGAUUGCCAAAUUGGAGGCUCACGAUGCCAUGCUUGACACACUUAUAAAGAAAGCAGAGCUAACAGGCGACACCCAAGAACUGCGUUUACUUCAGAGAUCCAAGUCAUCCAUGACCCGCGAACUUCGAGAGUUGCGUUUCCAGAAAACCCAAUAUGAACAGCAAGAAUCUGCAAACCGUCUCAUCUCCCAUCGAACGAAGGUUUCUAUCGUUAGCUCGACAGUGGGAGAAGAGGAGGGAAAAUCCGUGGUGCGGUACCUCAUUGAGGUUCAGCAACUGGCAUCUGACGGAACGUUUGCCUCUGGGUGGGUCGUUGCAAGGAGAUACAACGAGUUUCUGAGGAUGCAUAACAAACUGCGCGAUCGGUACGCGCUUGUCAAGGGUCUCGACUUUCCAGGCAAGCGUCUUGUUACUUCGCUAUCCGGCAGUUUCGUAGACACAAGGAGACAAUCCCUCGAGAAAUAUAUGCAGAAUCUGAUCGCCAUACCUGUCGUCUGCGAAAGCAAUGAUCUUCGCGCCUUUCUCUCCCGCGACUCGCCUUUUAUUGCGUCCGAAGUCCAAGAGGACGUCCGCAAAGGAAUGGCCGGCUUUUCAGGGAAAAACCUUGUUCGAUCAGUUUAUCGCUCAGUCGCAGAGAGCAUUGAUGACAUGUUCUUUGGCCCGUCAAUGUUGGAUGUUAUGAUCCAAAGGCUUACCCGACAAGCCGCAGAAUUUGCUGGCAUAGUCGGAUCUGCGGUUCACGACGAGGACCUCGUUGCUCAAGCCCUGAAAGCCUUUGGGAAGUCUACGUCAGAGGACACGUUCAUGCACAUGUCUAGUGACCUUCGUCCUUUGGAAGGAGAAACUAGCACGUCGACAUUCUCUGCUCCUAUAUGCGACCUUGUCCUUGCUAUCUUUGAGCUCAACAAGAAGAACAACUGGCUCCGGCGGCAGGCAAUUGUGAUCAUCCUCCAGCAAGUACUGGGUGGCACCAUUGAACGGCAAAUUCGACAGAGCAUCAAGUCGUUGUUUGAAGAAAGUCGCAUCAUGCCUGUUUUAACGUUGUUCAAAGACUCCCUUUGGCCGGGUGGUAAGCUGAAACCGUCUGGUCAACCACGGUCAACGGAGGAAAUAAUGCGUAGUCGAGAUGAAGCAAACCGCAAGCUCUCCGCUUUAGUGCCAGACCUUGCUGCAAACAUGAUAGGGCGGUCUAACGCCCGGAGAGGAGCACGCCGAAUAUUUGCUGUCCUGCAAAACCGACGCUUAAACCAGCACAUUGCUUACACCAUCAUGGAUGAGGUUGUCGCUGCCAUAUUUCCUGAGCCCCAAUGA